AUGGUUGAUGAGUGUAAUGUCUUGGUGAAAUCAUUUCGAAAGGUAAGUGAUUUCAUUUCUAUCAACCCAUUGUUAAGGAUUUCUCUAAGAUUGUUUAGGGCUAGACCCAAAGACCCAAGAGUGUACAAUUUACCUUCUGUGGAUGAGGUAGCUGGUUUAAUUGUUGGUGAUUUUGAUUCUACUGAUUGUGGUCGAGACAUAGUUGUUAGUUCAAUGGAUGGUACUCUUAGAAGAAUUCAUGAGACACACACUUCAUUUUUACCGUUGCAAUAUCCUUUGCUUUUUCCUAAUGGAGAAGAUGGAUAUAAAGAAGAUAUUUUGUUUCGCCAAGAUGGAGAUGGUCGUGUUUUUAAAAAGAGAGUACGAGUAUCUUUGAGAGAAUUUAUUUCUUUUAGAAUUCAUGAAAGAAUGAGAGAGGAUUCAGUUAUAUUGCGUAGUAGAAGAUUAUUCCAACAAUUUCUUGUGGAUUGUUAUUCGAUGAUUGAGGCUCAAAGAUUGUCAUAUAUCAAGGGUAAUCAAAAGACAAUACGUCGGGACUUCUUAUCUGGAUUGGAGGAGGCUAUGGAGAAAGGUGAUGUCGAUUCAGCAUCAGUUGGAACAAGGAUAGUUCUACCUUCAUCAUUUACUGGUGGAAGAAGAUAUAUGUUUAACAAUUGUCAAGAUGCAAUGGCAAUCUGCAAACAUGUUGGAUAUCCAGAUCUUUUUAUAACUGUUACUUGCAACCCAAAGUGGCUUGAAAUUCAAAGGUGUGUUUCUGAAAAAGGCUUGAAUGCCUAUGAUCGCCCUGAUAUCUCGUGUCGGGUUUUUCAUAUUAAAGUGAAGCAGUUAAUGCGUGAUUUGAGGAAAGGUCAAUAUUUUGGGAAAGUCUCAGCUGGAAUGUAUACCAUUGAGUUUCAAAAGAGGGGACUUCCACAUGCCCAUAUACUUAUUUGGUUAGCGCCUGGUUCAAAGCUAACAACACCAGAGAAAAUUGAUUCAGUUAUAUGUGCAGAGUUACCUGAUCCAGUUGCUAGCCCGAAACUAUUUGAAGUUGUUUCUAUGUUCAUGGUCCAUGGUCCAUGUGGAAGUAGUAGAAAAAAUUCUCCGUGCAUGGAGGAACACUGGGUUUUUGUUGAAAGACGUGAUGUUCAAUUAGAUAAUGGGUAUGUUGUUCCUUAUAAUGCAAAAUUGUUGAUGAAGUACCAAGCCCACAUUAACAUUGAAUAUUGUAACAAAUCGAAUUGCAUCAAAUACUUAUUUAAGUAUAUCAACAAAGGAGUUGAUCGGGUUACAGUUUCAAUGAAAAAUGAAUGUAAUGAAGGACAAAAUGUGCCGGAGGUUGAUGAGAUCCAACAAUAUUAUGAUUGUCGUUAUUUGUCUGCUUGUGAAGCUGCUUGGAGAUCAUUUUCAUUUCGUAUUCAUGAUCAUUGGCCUCCCGUUCAGCGAUUACCUUUUCAUAUGCCCAACAAACAAGUUGUAUUAUAUGGUAAUGAAGAACCAAUUGAUAGGGUCGUUCAAGAGUUAUUUGUUUGGCAUCCUAAAGAUAAAGAGUGGCGACCACGCAAAAGAGGGUUUUCCAUUGGAAGAAUGAAUUUUAUACCUUUGGGGUGUGGGGAGGAAGCAUGUUCUGCCUUGGGAUUAUUAGAGGAUGAUAAAGAAUUUAUUGAUGGAUUAAUUGAUUGUGCUGAAUUGUCAGGUGCUUUGCGUUUGGAUGAUCAGACUUUGAAGACGCUUUGUUUGGUUGAGCUUGAAAAAAUGUUUGUUAAUAAUGGGAAAACACUAAAGGAUUUUCCUGGCAUUCCGUAUCUUAUUUCAGAUGAAGUCCCUCAGUUUGAGAAUGUCAUGUUGUUUAACGAGUUAAGAUUUGACAUUGAUGAUAUGUCAGUUAAACAUAAUGACCAUUUGAUGAAGUUGAAUAAUGGUCAAAGGAAAGUGUAUGAUGAGGUUAUUGAUGCAGUUAAUAAAUCAGAUGGAGGAUUUUAUUUUGUCUAUGGUUCAGGUGGUACAGGAAAAACUUUUCUUUGGAAAACUCUAAGUUAUAGAUUAAGAUCUGAGCGGAAGAUUGUGUUGAAUGUUGCAUCCAGUGGUAUAGCAUCUCUUUUGUUACCUGGUGGGAGGACUGCACAUUCGUUAUUUAGUAUCCCACUUGUGUUAAAUGAGGAUUCAUGUUGUAAUAUUAGGCUGGGUAGUAACAAGGCAGAGUUGCUUAAACAUACAAGUUUAAUUAUAUGGGAUGAGGCACCUAUGGUUAAUAGGUGGGCAUUUGAGGCUGUUGAUAGAACCUUGCGUGAUAUAAUGGAAGUUGGGGAUGUUUAUGGUGGGGGAAAGCCCUUUGGUGGAAAAGUUGUGGUUUUAGGGGGAGAUUUUAGACAAACUCUUCCUAUUAUCCCGAAAGCAAGUAGGGAAGAAAUUGUAAUGGCUACUAUUAACUCAUCAAGACUAUGGAAAUUUUGCAAAGUCUUAAAACUUACUGAGAAUAUGCGUUUGCAUGGGAAUGAUUCUUUACAUGAUCGUGAAAAAUUGGUUGAAUUUAGCAAGUGGAUACUUGAUAUUGGUGAUGGUAAUUUGGGUGAUUACAAUGAUGGUGAAUGUGAUUUAGAUAUUCCACAUGACUUGAUGGUUCCCUUUAAAGAUGAUGCUGUGUCAAGUAUAGUUUAUUCCACCUACCCUGAUAUUCAAAGGAAAUUUUUUGAUGAGGAAUAUUUUAUUGAUAUAGCUAUUCUUGCUCCCACUUUGGAUAUUGUUGAUAGUGUGAACCAGUUUGUGCUUUCAAUAGUACCUGGCAAAGAAAAAGUGUAUUUAAGUUCAGACAGUGUAGUCAAAGUUGAUGAAGAUGUAGCCAUUGAUGCAAAUUGGAUAACCAUUGAGUUUUUGAACGGCAAUAAGGGAUCUGGACUUCCUGAUCAUAGGUUGUGUUUGAAAAUUGGAACGCCCAUUAUGUUAAUGAGAAAUAUUGAUGUUUCAGCUGGGUUAUGCAAUGGAACUCGGCUUAUUGUGUUGGAUCUUAGACCAAAUUUGAUUUAUGGGAAAGUGCUAAAUAGAAAUAAAGCUGGCACAAAAACAUACAUCCCACGCAUGACUAUUGUUCCUUCUGAUAGUGGUCUACAUGUUAAAGUUCAACGUAGGCAAUUUCCGGUGUGUGUUUGUUUUGCAAUGACAAUUAAUAAGAGUCAAGGGCAGACGUUGUCUCGAGUGGGGUUUUUUUUACCGAGACCUGUUUUUUCCCAUGGUCAACUAUAUGUUGCGUUGUCGCGUGUGAAAUCAAGGGAUGGAUUGAAAAAUUAUGUUGACCAGACAGAGGUUCCGCCUUUGGAGCACACAAAAAAUGUUGUUUACAAAGAAGUAUUCAAAAAUUUAAGCUGA
Lotus japonicus is the source of this 3342-nucleotide messenger RNA. RefSeq lists its product as uncharacterized. The transcript is spliced from 6 exons. Bases 1 to 3342 code for a protein of 1113 amino acids. The record is from RefSeq and is a predicted model, not a curated record. Gene Ontology annotation, molecular function: DNA helicase activity. NCBI's taxonomy places the organism in Eukaryota, Viridiplantae, Streptophyta, Magnoliopsida, Fabales, Fabaceae. Gene Ontology annotation, biological process: telomere maintenance; DNA repair.